GCGCGGGCGCUCGGCUCCCGGUCCGCAGUCAGGGUGGGCUCCUGCGGUCCCCGCAGGAGGAGGGCGCUCCUGCCAGAGGAAAAGCCCAUACCUGGUAAUGAUCUACGGUGACUCAGAAACAGUUUCCACUGGGAAGCUCCUGCAUUUUUAAUGUCCCUGAUGGUCAAGAAGAACUUAUCUUUUUGGAAGCGACUUGGCUGUUAAAUCGUUAUAUUGGGAUUUCUCAGGAUAUAGCCUUCAAGGGGUGACCACCACCUGGGCAUGGGACACUGGCCCCUUCCCCACCUCCUGUGAGUGAGCCAGGGGCCGGGGUUACUGUGGGGAUGCCUGUCCAUCACCGGAAGUCAGACUCCUGGGAGAUGGACCCUGAUUCAUCACCUGGCUGCAGGCUCGGUGACCUGAGCAGAGGGAGCAGUUUGGAGAGUCGGACCAGCAGCUCUCGUUCCCGAAGCCUCACUCUGGAUGAUGAGAGCCUGAAGUACCUCACACACGAGGAAAAGGACGUCCUCCUGUUUUUUGAAGAGACGAUUGAUUCCCUAGAAGAUGACUUUGAGGGGCAGGUCCUGUGUGACGGUGACGCCCAGUGGCACUCUUCGAGGUCUCUGGAAGACAGCACGUCCGCUCCCUCCGAGCCAGAGGAUGUCGUGGCCUUGGUGCAGCUGGGCCCUGGAGCCGGGGAGCCUGAGAGCCUUGAGGAGGUGAAGGAGACCACAGGGGCUGGCCCUUUUGGAAAGGAAGACGCCCCUGACCUUGAUCACAAGAAAGAGGAUGCAGAGAAGUCUCCUCCGUCAGACCCCCCAGGGCCUGAGGCCCUGCCAUCUUCCCUACCUGCCUCACCUGUAGCAGCUCCGGCCCACCCCAGGAGAGAGCCCCCCGCUCCCCCCGCAGAGCACCCCAAACUGCCCCGCUCGGUCCCCACUCCGCUCGUCAUCGCCCAGAUGUCUGAGAAGCUGGCAGGGAACGAAGGGCUUUCGCCCACAUCUCCGUCCAAAGAGGGCAGGCCUGCAGAGUGGAGGACGCUGGCUUCUCUGGCCCCUCGACACGGAGACCACUCACCGUGGCACCGACAGCCGGCGCCCAAGAUCCACCGCUUCCCGAGCAACAUCAGUGUGACCAACAGUGCGGGGAAGGACUUCAAUAAGACCAUCUCCAAGGCCGCAGUCAACGUGCAGGAGCGCAAAGCCCAGGUCCUGGCCAACAUCAACGGCGUCUCCUUCCUCUCUGUGGGGGAGACGGAGGACCGGGCCCAGAGGGGCGAGCCCAUCGAGCAGAGAAGCGUCUCUCCCGAGCAGAGCCAGCCAGGCCCGGCCCAGGAGGCUGUCCCCACGCGGGCUGGGGCCCGCGGCGCCCAGCAGUCCAGAGGCGUGCAGACAGAACAGCCCCUGCCGCUGGCCAACGGCUUCCAGAGCAUCCACGACGUCCUCAAGAGCCAGGCCGGGCCCUUCGUCUCCACCGGGAAGACGGUGACCUUCCGUCCGGACCCGGCCCUCCCCAGCAGACUUGCACCCCAGCAGCCGGACUGCGGCCAGGCGGCCAGGAAGCGGUCGGGCUCGCUCCCCAGGGCUGUGGGGUUCAGACCCCAGGGUAUCACUGUCCAGUUCUCGGGCCGGGGCUCCACGGAAGAGGCCCGCCGGGAGGCCCUGCGGAAGCUCGGCCUCCUGAAGGAGAACUUAUGAUGGAGAGUGAGCGGACGGCGGGGAAGGCAGGGUGGCCUGCUGCGCAGAGCCAAAAAUGGAUGUGCACAUGCGCACAGCUGCAAAGCCCCGACUGGGUACCGGGUUGACGACUAGAGAUGAGGGCCUGGGAGUCAGUAGAUGAACCGCCCUCCAUUCUGCAUCCGAGCUGGGACAUCCUUCCGUGUAAGAGGGCCCGCAUCACAUCUUGUCUUCCCUUUUCCAAGAGCUCAGAGAAUAACCUUGAAAACCUACAGGUUUCUAUGAUUUGUAAAUGCCAUAUGUUUUUUGGAUCUAGGAGGAAGGGGAUUUGGGUCUGAUUUUUUUUUUUUUUCUGUUAUUGAGCCUCUGAUCUAACCUUUAAUCCCCGAAUGCAUGAGAGGAAAGCCAGUGUAGAUCUCAUACUCAUUUCCCUAAGAAAGGGAACUUCCCCUCCUUUUCAAGAAAAUAAAGAAGUGCUUGUUCAAUUUUCAUAGUGUCUUAAAGUACUGUUUUGGUCUUUUGUUAGUUUUUUAAAGGUGAAAGACAGUAUGUUAGCCUGAGAUAUGCCUUUGUUUCUUGAUAAAAUUUGGUUUGCCCAGGAUGGUUUUUUUUUUUAAUUGAAAAUUAAAGCCUUUAGAGUAUGAUUUGCUAUAAUGUUGAGCUAUGGGAAUGGAAUGUAAGGGUUCAGUUUGGGAAAAGGGGUAAUUUUAAGAAAGUCUUAUCAAACUACAGAGUCUUUGUUACUGGGAGAUAUGUGUGUGAUCAUGUACUGUGUAUAUACAUGUACAUAAUGUAUGUUUAUAGGGACAUAUAUACAGAUAUAGGUGGUAUGCACACACAUUAUUACAUAUAUAUUAACUUCUUAAAACCCUGUUGCAUAACUGCAGGAUUCAAUCACUUCCUAUUCUUUUGAUACACAAAUCAUCUCAGUGUUGAGAUGAUGCCACAGAAAUUGUUACUUCCUAAUCAAGAAGUCUUUUAAGGACACAUCUCCAUAACAUUUCGGUGAACCAAAGUGCUUUUUCUUCAACAAUGUGUUCUGUUCCCAGUUAAAGUAAUAAUCCAAAUAAGCUUCCUACUAAGCAUGAGAGUUCAUUUUUUUAGUGAAAGUUUUUUUUUUUUAGUGAAAUAUACUUUUUGUGUGUGUAUGAAGUACACUUUUAAAGAUGUCAUGUAUCACCUAAUUUUAACCUAAUUUUAUCACCAUAUUUUAGUUUUGCAUGUUCCAAGGUGGCUGGUAAACAAGGAAACAAGGGUCUUAACAGCCCCCAUGUUCCAUGGGCAAGAUCUCAGGAGUAAUUUAAAAGGGAAAAAGCAGCUAACUAGGUUACACAGCAUGAAACUGGUUUUCUCCCAUACCAUGUCUCCCAUGCUGAGUUGUAACCACCAGCUUUAUUAUCAAAACUAUUUCGGGCUGGAGUCUAAAACCUCUAAAAAUAGACCAGGAAGGCACACACUUGAAAGUCACACCCUUUUGUUGUAUGUCUCAGCCACUGUCACAGAAUCUUUCUUUCCUGUUGAGUAUUAUUUAAACUCAAACUUCUAAAUGUGCUGUGAAGGGUGUUUUUCAUAGUAUCAAUUUGCCUUGUAAAUUACAUAAAAUGAUUGUAAUGUUUUCUUUAGAAUGACAGUAUUUAGUGACUUGCCUAGCUCUUGUCCUCCCAAAAUAAUCUCAUAGAUUCUCGAUGGUCUUAAUUUAAAUAGGUGCUUUGAUUUUACAGGUUUUUAAAAAUAGUUUUUAUUUUACUUCUGUUUAUGUUGGAUUUGUUGAAUGGAUUCUUGGGGGCUGUUAUUUCCUUUUUAUAAAGCAAGAUGCCAUGUUACACAGUAUUUUUAAAUGGCUUACAUUUUUAAAAUCUCUUGUAUUUGAGGAUUCUUUUUUUCUUGUCCUGUGACUUCAUUGUGAUUAGAACUUGUCUAUAUGUUAGUGUAUUUGUUCUUAUAAUGGUAUUUUUGAAAAAUAAAUUUAGAGAUGUCUCAAGUAUAAGCAA
Cervus elaphus (red deer) is the source of this 3646-nucleotide messenger RNA. RefSeq names its product proline and serine rich 2 (gene PROSER2). The transcript is spliced from 5 exons. The record is from RefSeq and is a predicted model, not a curated record. Bases 324 to 1676 code for a protein of 450 amino acids. NCBI's taxonomy places the organism in Eukaryota, Metazoa, Chordata, Mammalia, Artiodactyla, Cervidae.